AAGGUUACUCAGCCUUGAAUCUGCCUGUUUUUUUUUCAUUCCCAACUCUGUAGACUUUAUAAGGAAGGAAGAUCAGCCUUGCAUGGUCCUAAAGCGCCUCUGCUCUUCAGCUGGCUUCCUACAGAUAGUUCAGUGAGCAAGAUCGGCGUGUGAAAGAUGGCGGGGAAUUCACUCUUGCUGGCCACUGUCUCCCUUCUCUCUGCCUUUCAGCAAAGCUAUUUUGCUUUGCAGGUUGGAAAGACAAGACUGAAAUGCAAAAUUGCAGCCCCAGCAGUCACGGGGUCACUGGAGUUUGAGAGAAUAUUUCGUGCACAACAAAACUCUUUGGAAGCUUAUCCUGUAUUCAUCAUAACAUUGUGGAUGGCUGGAUGGUAUUUCAAUCAAGUUUUUGCAACUUGUCUGGGUCUAGCGUACCUGUAUGCUCGUCACAAGUAUUUUUGGGGGUACGCAGAAGCUGCUGAUAAAAGGAUUUUUGGUUUCCGGUUGAGCAUGGGAAUUUUGACCUUGCUGGGUGUCCUAGCUGGCCUGGGGAUUGCAAACGGACUUCUGGACGAAUACCUGGACUUCCAUGUUGCCAAGAAAUUGAGGCGGACCUUCUAACUUUUCUUUUCCCUUUCAUACUUAUAGAGGCUGUCACUGCUCUAAAGAUAAUGUGGUAUCAUUUGUUAAAUAAAACUCUUAAUAAAGAGC
Nannospalax galili (Upper Galilee mountains blind mole rat) is the source of this 690-nucleotide messenger RNA. It is a transcript of the gene Mgst2, whose product is annotated as microsomal glutathione S-transferase 2. Gene Ontology annotation, cellular component: membrane; endoplasmic reticulum; nuclear envelope. Gene Ontology annotation, biological process: leukotriene biosynthetic process. Gene Ontology annotation, molecular function: glutathione peroxidase activity; enzyme activator activity; glutathione transferase activity. The transcript has 5 exons. The coding region runs from base 157 to 600 and encodes 147 amino acids. The record is from RefSeq and is a predicted model, not a curated record. Lineage: Eukaryota; Metazoa; Chordata; Mammalia; Rodentia; Spalacidae.